GAUUCUAUUCGUACUUCUCCGUCCGUUUUGGACUCUGUUGAGAUUUUUUUUUUAAAAUUAUAAUUUUUUGUUUAUUUUUAUUAUUAUAAUAAUUAAUGAAAUUAUAAUAUAGACAGUGACCUUUUUCUGUUCAAGCUGGCAUAUAUAUAACACCUCAACUACACUGCAAUUGUUGAUAAGCGUAAGUCUUCUGCGGUGCUCAUACUUCGCUUUCACCGCCGGAAAUCACUGCUUUGCCGGUGACAGUGCUACUGCUUUUUCGGUGACAGUGCUGCGUAUUAUUAGGACGUUUUGGGAUCUCGAAUUUUGAAAUCAAAGAAGAAAGUAAGGUGAAGCCUUUUUGUGGAUCCGAAUCAAAAGGGUUGAGACUUUUUUCUUCUUCUUUCUUGUUGCUAGUAUUCUGGGUUUCGGUUUCGAGUUUUGAGUUGUUUUUUUUCAACCCUCCAUAUAAUCUCUGGUUUAAGAGGUUUUGAGUGGAGAAAAAUGGGAGUGAAAGUUGCCACUACAUGUUUGCAAUGGGCUCAACCUUUUGUUCCUCACUCAACCUCUUCUUCUUCUCAAACUUUUGCUUCUGCAAUUUCUUCCCCUUCUUCCUCAAAACGCCAUAGUUUUAGCAGAAAAGGGUCUCUUAUUUGUCGGUAUGUCCAUAGGCUGGACAAAUCGGCACUUUUUGGUACCCAAUUGUUGAAUCUAUACAGAUCUAAAUCUUGUGAGCAGCUUAAGCCAAGGACUAGAACAAUUAGAAGGGCUUCAAGCACCAGCGCCAGCUUAGAUUCAUUUUCAGAUGAAGAGUUUUCGAAGGAGAUACAAGAAUUGGCAAAGAAAUUCCAGUUAUCAGACGUUGAAAAUUCCAGUACUAUAAGUUCUCAGAGUGACUCUAUGGAAACAAGGGAUGAAAGUAUUAGCAGUGAUAGUUAUGAUAUUAAGUUUUUGGAGAAUCAGAGGCCGUUUGAUCCUCUAGAACAACCGGAUUGGCCUGAAAGAGACGAGAUAAUUCCUGCGAAUAUUGAAUGGAAGGCGAAUAGUGUGGAUCUCCCUUUUUCUCUUAGGAUUAUAAAGAGAAAAAAACAAUGGCAAGAUGGGAUCAGAGAUGCAGGAGAGUCAGCAUACUGUUCUGUGAAAAAAGCAUUUUCGAAUAUGGUGUUCAUAAUUCGAGAGCUGCAAAGCUAUACUUUGCAGAUGAGGGAGUUGCUGUUUUAUGAAGAUCUACAGGGGAUCUUAGUGAGAGUACAGAAGGAGAUGCAUGCAUCUUUUGUGUGGUUAUUCCAGCAAGUAUUCUCACAUACACCAACUUUAAUGGUAUAUGUGAUGAUACUGUUGGCUAAUUAUAGUGUUCAUUCUAUGGCAAGCAGUGCUGCUAUUGCUGCUACACCGCCACCACUCACCGAGACUGUUUCUACUUUAGAUGAGAGUCAUUUCAACCAGAAAUUUGAUUCUUCUGCAAUUAAGACAUUUUCAGUGUCAUCUUCAAGUGGAAAAGUUACUUCAAUUGGUGGAGGCAAUGGUGGUGGGAGCUACAAGCCAAUUGCUAGUGGAAAUGAUGGUGAUGGGAGGUUUGACGGACAGAUGUCGAAUGGGAUCUCUUCAGUCGAGAGCGGUAGGGUUGGUGAAGAAGAGUGUGUAUCUGGACAAGAAACAACGGAAGAAGAGUUGCAGAUUUGGAAUUCAAUUGUAGAUGAGGCUUCUAAGAUGCAGGCUUCAGUGAGAGAUGAGUCCUUGGAUCAUGAAACCAUGCAAAGAUUUGUCUCUCCAAUAAACGCAAAUAUUGAAGUCGGCAACUAUGCAGAGUAUAUCAAAACAGAGCUGGUGUAUCUAGUGGAGCUAAAGCAAGAACCGCAAAAUACACUAUUGCUAACCAAUUAUGCUCAAUUUCUUUUCUUGGUCGCCCAAGAUUAUGACAGAGCAGAAAAGUACUUCAAGAAAGCAGCAGAGGUGGAGCCAAAGGAUGCAGAGGCAUUGAAUAAGUAUGCAAAUUUUCUCUGGAAAGUAAGGAAGGACCUUUGGGCAGCAGAAGAGACGUUUAAUCAAGCUAUAGCUGCAGAACCAAGCAAUAACUUUUAUGCAGCUAAUUAUGCUCAUUUUCUUUGGAAUACUGGUGGUGAAGAUACUUGUUACCCACUCGACUCUUCCAAUACUGAUCUAUAAUCCCAAAACGAAAAAGAGAAUAAAGAUGAUU
Solanum stenotomum is the source of this 2176-nucleotide messenger RNA. RefSeq lists its product as uncharacterized. Gene Ontology annotation, molecular function: protein binding. NCBI's taxonomy places the organism in Eukaryota, Viridiplantae, Streptophyta, Magnoliopsida, Solanales, Solanaceae. The transcript has 3 exons. The record is from RefSeq and is a predicted model, not a curated record. The coding region runs from base 484 to 2145 and encodes 553 amino acids.